Messenger RNA from Psilocybe cubensis, 1743 nucleotides. RefSeq lists its product as uncharacterized. The transcript has 2 exons. The record is from RefSeq and is a predicted model, not a curated record. The coding region runs from base 1 to 1743 and encodes 580 amino acids. NCBI's taxonomy places the organism in Eukaryota, Fungi, Basidiomycota, Agaricomycetes, Agaricales, Agrocybaceae.
AUGGCCGACCCCGCUGCGCUCUCGCUCUCCCUUUCCUCUCUCUCGUCCCUCACAUCCCAUUCCUCCGCCUCCGCCUCCGCCUCGGGAUCCGCGGGCCAGGGACAAGGACAGGCACAAGGACAGUUCCCGCUCUCGCCUACAUCCCCCGCACCCUCCACCUCCACCUCGACGUCGUCGUCGUGGGGGAGGAGUAAAGGUGGCAGUGGUAGCCCGCGCGAAAGGGAGAGGGAGCGCGAACGCGAGCGCGAAAGGAAAAAUGGGUAUGGGAUGGAUAUAGAUAUGGACGUUGAUAUGGAGGAUGUUGGGCGAGAUCGCGAGUAUACCCGCGCGUACAGCGAUAGGAAACACAGCCGCGAGUACAGCGAUGAGAGGAACACGCAUUAUCGGAAACGCAGCGGCGAGUACGACUACGACUACAUCAAUAAAAACCGCGACUACAACAACAAUAACAAAAACAGCAGCAGCGAUAGCAGACACCGUUCGGAUUCAGGUGGCUCCGCCUCGUCCUCCGCUGAGAUUAUGCAUCACAGGGGCGCGCGUGGAUGUGAUCGUGAUCGUGAUCACGCGAGCGCGCGCGGGAGGGGGAGGCUGAGUGCGAGUCGUAGUAGGAGUCGGAGUCGUAGUGGGAGUCGUAGUGGAAGCAGGAGCGGGAGUAGGAGUAGAUUUGGAAGUGGAAGUGGAAGUCGCAGUGGAAGCAGGGAUAGGAGCAGGAGCAGGGAUAGAAGUCCAAGCAGGAGCAGCCUAAGCGACCUCUCACUUUCUUCGGAGCGCGAGAGGGAGGGGGGGUAUAUUCGCACGAGCAAUGUGCGCGGUUCAGGUUCGCGCGGGUCGCGCGGGUAUGCAGAUGACGAGGAGAGGGAAAGAGAUCGCGAGGAGGCACAGAGGCGCGCGCAUACGCAUACGCGGGGCGAUAGCGAUAGCGGGCACGGGAACGGGCGUGGGGGAAGAGAGUAUGUACCUGCGCCGUCGUCGUCGGCUUCGCCGCCUUCGUCUCCUCCACACGGGCACUCGCAUACGCGCGCGCGCGCGCAUGCGCACGCGUCCUCACAUGGGCGCACGAACGCGCACAAGGACGCGCAUACGCUCACUCCAGCUCUCACGCCCACGCCUACACCCACACCCACACCAACACCCGCGCCGCAAAUACCUCCCACGCCCACGCCCACGCACACCACACCCGCGCCCGCGCCCCAAAUACCCCCACACCUCCCUCCGCCGCAAAUACCCCCCACACCUACCCAACAAGGCCUCAUAACCUUCCCGCCCCUCCCUACCAAAUCCCUGCGCACCGCGCUAAUCCUCGACAGAAACCGAAUACCAGAACCGCCUACACCUUCGCGCACCCGACGCGGUUCCACUUCCACCUCGCACUCACACUCGGCAUCGGCAUCGGCGCAUCCGUAUGGACAAGGGAGUAGACGGCAUCCGCCUUUGAGUGCGAGUGCGAGGGCUUCGCGGGGUAAUAACGGUAACGCUUCUAACGCGAAUGGUAACGGCACUGUGAAUGGGAGUGGGAGUGGGAGUGGGAGUGGGUAUACGAAUGGCGGUGGGAGUAGGAGGCAGCGGUUAAAUCAGGGAUCAGGCGUCGGCGUCGGCGUCGGAGCGGGGGCAGGUGGACACAUGGGUGGUGGGGUAGGAGGAGGAGCAGGGGAAGGACAAGGAGACGACUGCGAGACGUUCAAAGUGGACGCUAUAUUUUCGGCGCAUUCGGAUGGGCUGAUGGUCAUUUUGCGACGGGCUUGA